This is a messenger RNA of Haliotis rufescens (red abalone), 7453 nucleotides long. RefSeq names its product inactive histone-lysine N-methyltransferase 2E-like. Bases 486 to 5753 code for a protein of 1755 amino acids. The record is from RefSeq and is a predicted model, not a curated record. The transcript is spliced from 29 exons. Gene Ontology annotation, molecular function: protein binding. NCBI's taxonomy places the organism in Eukaryota, Metazoa, Mollusca, Gastropoda, Lepetellida, Haliotidae.
GCAGAAAUUGACAUUUCAUGGCCGCCAUGAUGGAAAAUGGACGGUGAAGAAACAAACGAAGAUAUGGCUGUGUUUACGGCAUGUCACUCGCUCCAAUGGGACAGAGUGCAAUUCUGGAUACACAGAAAACGUGCAUUCUUACGGAUUAUGUGUCCAAAGUUUUCGAAUAUGGAAUGUUGACACGUUAAAUGUGUAUUUUAUGCCCUGUGACCGGUAUAAACAAACCGGACCAACUGUAUAGACUCUUUUAUGUAUCAAAACAUUGGAUGUUUUCAUUGUUUUUGCUGCAAUUUUAGACGUUAUCCAGACAAUUUUAGCAUUGUAUGACUUCAUCAAGUGUUGACUUAUUUGUUGUUGGUGUUGCAUUUUGGAUACAGAACCAUACACGUUAAGUGUGUGGUACAGAAGACUGUCAUGCACAGCCCUGAGGCUGCUUUUGGCAGCCCCAAUUUCAACCUUUCAAGAAUUAAUGUAGAGCCAUCAGGAUGAGCAUAAUAGUGCGCAUUGGGGCAGUCCGAGGAAUCGGCGGCACCAGUGGGAAUGAAGUCCCCUGGUCGUCACAGGAUGAUGACACUGUUGAGAUACCUCCUCCUCCUGAGGAAAUGAUGCGACCGCCUCCAACUGUUUAUGCCAGUUGCUAUGGCUUGCCGUAUCAAGAUCACAACUAUGGAGCUCCUCCUCCUCCUACACCCCCACAAUCUCCUCCUCCCCAAGUAAAGGGGGUCAUCAAUGGUCAUGUCCAGCUGGAAGAGGUGGUGUCCACGACCAGUACAGCGGCGGCAACUGCUAUUGUGCCGCUGCCUAAAGACGACAAGUUUGAUGACAGCAUCACACGCUGUGUUUGUCAGUUCCAGCACGAUGAUGGCUACAUGAUAUGCUGUGAUAAGUGCAGUGUAUGGCAACACAUUGACUGUAUGGGCAUCGACCGCAACAACAUCCCAGAGAGCUUUUUCUGUGAGUUGUGUGAGCCACGUCACAUUGAUGUGGACAGAGCAAAACUCAUACAGAUGAGGAAGCGAGAAGAAAUGACAGAUACUAGUGCUACUGAUACGGAUCCAGAUGAAGCUGCUAAUCAUCUGGCAUCCCUGAACAAGAAAUCCUUAACACCAACAAAGGGGAAAGUUGUCAAGCAGAGGCGGAUCUCUAAGCCUAAAGAAAAGGUCUCGCCAAAGAAAAAUGUAAUUAAAAAGGAAAAACGGAUGACAAAAAAGGAGAAGGAAAAUAUGGGGAAAGAUGGGAACAAGAAACAGAAAACAAAGAUUGCCAAAGACAGUAUUCAGAAGCCUGUAAGAAUUGUAAAGAAAAGGAGGAAGACUUCUGUCUCAGUUGCUAAUGAUAAUGGUGACCCAUGGAACAGUAUGUUCAGCCCAUGGGUGGAUUCUUAUGAAGUAGCCAAAGAGAAUCACUAUAGUGCUGGAAUGAGGGACCUGCUGUCCUUGACAAAAACCAAUGGAGUUUUGUCCGACAGUCCGGUGACAGACAAGCUGCUGGUUCAGCAAUGUGUUGUCACUGAGGUCAAGACAAAUAGAAAGGGUCUUGUUGCCAAGGAGUUGAUUCCUCAAGGUCAAGCUGUGAUAGAAUUCAAGGGAACUGUCAUGCUCCGAGAGCAUCUGGACAUAGAAAAUGUCAUGAAGACACUUCAUCCGUUUGUGUUGUUUUACUCCAAGUUUGAGGACCUUGACUUAUGUGUAGAUGCAAGUGCUUAUGGCGGUGAUGCUCGUUUUAUUAGGAGGUCAUGUACGCCAAAUGCUGAGGUUCAGCAUGUGAUUGAGAAAGGUAACAUUCAAUUUAUUGUCAUCUCCAAGAAAGACAUCCCAAAAGGAGGAGAAAUUACUAUUCCCUUUGAUUACAACUAUAAAGAGUGCUCAUUUAGUGUGGAAUGUACUUGUCAAAAAGUCACUUGUCCUGUCUCAAAGUUCGGGAAGAAGCUAAGGAAUUCUCAAAACAAGGAAUCCCAGCCGCGUGCUCCUGCACCCACACCAACACCUACUCCUGCCCCUGUGCCUCCGCCACCAUCACCGGUCAAGGAGAAGAAGAGAACCAGGAGAUUCAGUGCCCCAGAGAGAGAAUCCACACGAACAAAGGUUAAACAAACUCCCAAGAGUCCUACAACACCUGUUGCUUCCCCUGUUAAGCCGCCACCUGAGAAGAAGGUGGUCCAUCUUGUAGAAGAGCCAUCACCAAUCAAGAAAGAACCAGUUGAAGUGAAACCUGCUACUGUCGUAGCACCUGCUUCUGAGCAGAUGAUUGAUCUCCAGGCUCAGCAACUGGAAACACAGCUGUCUUCUGAGUCAGAGCAGGAGGCAGCAGAAAGGUGUAAGAAGAUGACUCGAGAAGAAAGAAAGAUGGAGGCUAUCAUGAAAGCAUUUGAGAAAUUGGCCAAGAGGGAAGAAAGACGGAAAGAAGCACUAGCUCGACUUGAAACUACUAAAAAGCCAGAUGUAGAGGAAGUUCCUCCCCCACUGCCACCGCCUCCAGUGAAGGAGGAGCCUGAAGAAAAGCCCAAACCUGAAUCCCCAACUAAAGCAACCCCAACAAAAGGGAAAAAGAACAAGAAACAUGCCAGGAGAAGAAGUAGGGUCAACAGUGCAGCGGCUAUCAUGGAGAUUGUGUCCGCUGAUGAAAACAGCAACACAGGAUCAACCCCAGGUACCCCUGUGCAGACUCCCACAUCGGCAGACAUCGUCAGUCCCAAUGCAGCAGGCUUCAAGUUCCACAAAACUAAAAAGCACUUGUUUAAUGAGUGGAUGAGUGAGAGGAGUACAGACAUAAAGCCAGCAGUGCCAGCAGGAGUGGGGAAGACAGAGCCCUUGGAAGUGAGUGUAGACGAGACCAUGUUUGUCACUUGCUUACCAAGUCCCCGCAAUGCCAUGGAGCACAUACCUCGUCGCAACAGCCAGAGUGCCGGCUCUGCUGCUCCGCCAGCUGUCAUACCUCAGCCCAAGAACAGCAGUGAACACAGUAUUGGGUCUGCCAAGAAGCGUUGGUUACGACAGGCAAUGUUUGAAACUGGUCCCCCAUCUAGUGACAGUGGCAGUGCAUCACCUGUACACGGGAGUGCAAGCCCCAACCCAACGGUGUGUCUGCCAAGUCCUGGCGGAUCACCACCGGCAGAUUUUGUGACUCCACUGAAGAAGCGUCGUCUAGCACGGGAGUCCAUGUCACAGGAGCAGCCUCUGACUCCCACUCCGUCCACUCCCUCUCCAUCAGUCCUGCAGCCAGGCGCUGGUGGGGAGCUGGGAUUGACCGCAGUACCAGGCUCCCCCCAGGCCGAGCUGGAGGAAAUGCAGAACAAGAACGGCAUCAAGCCUCUGCUGCCACACACACCUGUCACUCCUGAGGACAAGAAUGAUCAGAUGUGUGGACCGCCAUCAAAGCGUCAGAGGAGAGAAAGUAGCCAAAGGGAUUCUACAGACAUUGAUAGUGAUGCUUCGGAGUCUUUACUGCCACCCCCAUCAGCUUGUCCAGGGUCUGAAAGUAGAAACAGUACCGAAGAAAUGGCCGAAAGUAGCAUUUUGUUUUCAGAGAAAGACACGUCCUGGUCAGAAGCUGCAGACAGUAGUAUGGAUGUAGAGGAACGAGUGACUCGGACAGAUGAGGUUGUGGACUUGGUCAAAAAGACUGAUCUUCCUACGGGAGAGGCAGAUGCUCGGGAAGUGAUGGAAGUGUGUGCAGAAGAGCAAUCUGACAAACAAGACCAGCAGAUGGAAAUAGAUUCGGGGAGUGGCCUGUUAUCGCAAGAAACCUCAAAUGAGGAGAAUUUGAAAGAGCAGCAGACGUGUGAUUCUCAGCAAAGUGAAUGUUUAAGCAAGAGCAAUUUGGUCACUGAAGCAGGGAAGGAUUCUCCCAAUGUAGAACAUGGUUUGUGCUCUAAGGAUGUUGCAACAGAACCUUCAGGGGAGGUUUCUGGAAGCUUAGGUUUCGAGGUGUCAGAAAUUGACUCAAAAUCUGUUGGGUCACCAGAACAUUUGGAAGGGGAAGUUGAUUCUCCAGCCAAAGCUGAGGCAAGGACUAGUGAAAGUGCUGAGAAAGCCUCAUCCUCUGCAGAAAAAGACUGCUUUGUAUCAGAUUCUCAUGAAAUCGUCUGUGAUUCGGCAUCAAGAAUAGAUGCAGGUGCUGCUGUGAGUGAAAAUGACACUGAUGAGCCUCGGUUGCCGCCUCCUCCUGAGGAAGGUAUGUGCUGUGUGUCUAGCACUGAGGAAAACAAGAGUGAGAUUGUUCCUCUGACACCAGCUACUCCACCAGAUGGAGAUCAGAUAGCUGUGGCAGCUCCAGACUCUCAAUCGGGGCCUAGUGAAGCAGCUGUAGGGUACUCUAAUCAUGUAACUGAUAAAGACAAUGCCAUGUCUUAUGACGACAUGGCGACUGUUUCAUCAACAAGUGUUGUAGAUCCACACUGUUCGCCUGCCCCAUUCAUGUCACAAGGUGUGUGUAAUGACUCUCAUUAUGUUGGUGAAGGGGAAGCAGGGUGUGUGAACCCUCCCCUUCCACCUGGUCCCCCUCCACCGCCUCCCGACUGCUUGGAGGUUCAGCCACCACUGCCACCCUCGCCCCCUCCCCCACCACCAGAGCCGCCAACAAAGAAAAAGGUUAGUCUUCUAGAAUAUCGCAAGAGGUUGAAAGAGAAGGUGAAAGAGCCCUCAUGUGGCAGUUCAACUCCCCCGCCCCCGCCUCCACCCCCAAGGUCUCACCACCAUGGAGCGAGAAGGAAAUCAUCACGGUCGUCAUCCACACCUCAUGUUCCCACACUUGCUCCACUUCCACUGUUUGAAUCAACUAGCCCAACUGGCAAGAAAGAUAAAAAGAAAGAACGAGAAGUGCGGAAGCCAAUGAGUCUGACAGAACGACUUCGUCAGGAAUUUGGGCUGGAUGACACAGAAGAGGAACAGCCAGCCAAUAAGUCAAAUACUGAGAGGGAGUCCUCAGAUACCCCUCCUCCACCACCACCUCCCCCACCUGUGGGAGUAAUGCCCCCCUUAACUCAAAGGGGGUCAGUUGAGGGUGAAGAUGGUCAGCACAGUCCUGAUGUUCCACCCCCUCCCCCUUCUGAACCCCACCCAAGUCAGCUGAAGUCCCGCCCGGUUCUGCUGCCUCAUCCUACGGGCCCAAAUGGUGGACACAUCCCCUCUCUUAUGUCUCUGUCGACCUUCCCAACCAGGCCUGUGCAGACUGGACCACCAGCAAGGGUUGUCUCCCCUGUUCCAGGGACCAAUGGGCCAGCCCAUCCAGCUCAUAGGAACUAUCAAAUGUUAAAUGGUACUCCACCCUUGGGUCAACCUGCACCAGUUCCAGCUCCUGUGCUGCCAUCAGUGACCCAGCAGGUCCCAACCUCUGUUCCACCACCCCCUGCUGGCUACCAUCAACCAAUCUCAUCAGCCAGUAAACCCUACCUGGCACCUGCCACCAACCUCGUUGUGUCGCCGGCUGCCUUCUCGGGCACCUCGAAGAGUUCAGGGUACACUGCUGCACCCCAGACCCAGCCUCCACCAACUCCACCUGGCCAGCAACAAUCAGUGCAAUAUGUUGCUCAAGUUCAGGCCAAGCCACAAAAUCCCAUUGGACAGAAAUUUGAGUACAAUCAUGGCCUGCAUGUCAAGCCUGUGCACUCCCCUCCACCAUCAUGGAACAUGGCAUCAAGUUCACAUCCAAAGCCUCCUCCUUUCCCUGCACACAUUCAGCAGACAACUAACAACAAAGACAAAGGCUACCGUAGUCCAGUUUCCAGCUACCCCAGCUCCUCAAACCACUACUGAUGCUACUGAUAGCAAUCUGUUCUACAGACAAAUGUGAUGUGAUCUUGAUAUAGGGCAAUGUGCUUGUGAGCGUAUUUUGUGGUGGUUCUGUGUUCGCUGGUGCUACUAGAACUGUCAGGACAGAAGCAGGGGUUGUGGACAACAAGCUGUGUAAAUUGGUGUACAUAACUCAUUGCUACAUGCACAACAUACAUGUACAUACAUACAUCUGUCAUACACACAUUUACCCACACAGCCAUCUCUAGCAAACAUACAUACUGUAUAUAUGUUCAUGUCAUGCAUUUCAUCUAGUGUUGUACAUUUUGGCUUCAUUUGUCAGUUGGCUCACUUGUGUAGUUCAGUAUAUUUUGUGUAAAGACUUUUUAUAUUGUGAAAGGAUCACUAGGUGAAAUUAGAUUCUUGUACAGAGUAUAUUUUCUGCUGUUUGGCAGUUUCUGCCACCACAGUUGUGCCAUGCUUCCCCGGCCGGCCGACCGACUCGGACUCCUGGCGUCCCUGUGCUGCUGCUGCUUUUGUCUGUCUUACCACUUGGUGGUAGUAGGACCAAUUUGUUAAGUUUCAUGUUACAUCCUUUUCAAGACUGCCACCAUGUUACAUGUUUAAUUGUUUUUCCACAGACGCAUUUAUGAUCAGAAAUGUUGGAGAAAUCAUGAUGCCACUUCUUCCAAGAAGAUUUUGUUGGUCUGAUGUUGAAAUGUUGCAUUUUGUGAGCAUUGGAAUCAUGAAAUGAUAAUCCUCAUAUCACAAGGAAAUAAAUCUCAACACUACAGCAUUUGUGCUGAUACAUUAAACAGCAAGCAUUUCACAUUUUGUUUAUGCUAAGGCACUUGUUUCAUGUUAUUGUUUUUGAAAACCUAAGAAUUUUUUGUAUUGAAAACAGUUGGAUAAUAGUGUGAUUAUGAUCCGAAAAAAGUCAUUAUUUAGGUGAAUGUAAUAUAUGUUGAAAUGUCUUCUCAUAAAGUGCAAUAUUGAGAUCGAUUGCAUUAUCAUAGCAACAGAAGCAAGAAUGAGAUUGUCUAACUGGAAAAGAAUCCUUUCAUUCUCACGAUGUUUAAGGUCUUAAAAAUGUCUCUUGAUUUAGGCAUCCUUUUACUGACUGCCCACGUUUUGGCAUGUUUCAAACUGAAAUGCAUCUUGUUUGAGCCUGAGUAAGUUUGUUACUUACAGCAAAAUCUGAAUUUCUCAUGUUUCUGAAGCAUUCUUCAUCUAAAACACAAUGCACAACACUUGUGUAUCCUUCUACAGAAUUAUUCACCAAAGGUUUAAGAAUUUCAUUUGCAUAUAUCCUUAUGCAGGUACCUUGAAUCAGGUAUGUGUGUUAGGGAAGCCAAAAAUUGUUAAGAUUGAAUAAGAGCUGUGGAAAAUCUCUCCUUAGUUGUUAAAGCAAUGCUGCCAAUGUUAGUGCUGCUAUGAAUGUUGCAUGUCGCCAGUAGCCACCGCCACGAUGUAGUGUAUGUGCCGGAGUCCGGUCACGGCCACAGUGGGUCAGAGCAGAGGUCACAAAUCGUGGUUGCUUCUAACAUGUCUAGUGCUGUCAUAUUUAAGAAUUCCUCGGGCUGCUCUACUUAUUUCUGGUUUUUGUAACCAGAUUUCAAUGUUAAGUUUAGUACCGAUUGAAGUGUAUAGCAUGUACAAGUAUUACUUGUGCAGUUUGCUGCAGAUGUAAACAAAAUAAAAUUAAAAGAAUGCCAACAAGUUAA